Molecule: messenger RNA, 1068 nt
Organism: Venustampulla echinocandica
Lineage: Eukaryota; Fungi; Ascomycota; Leotiomycetes; Helotiales; Pleuroascaceae
Exons: 1
Coding region: 1-1068 (355 amino acids)
Source: RefSeq, a predicted model, not a curated record
AUGCGUAUUCUUAUUACGGGCGCCGCGGGGUUCGUUGGCCAAAUUCUUGCCAAAGAGCUUCUGAAUGAUCCAAAUCACACCCUCAUUCUCACUGAUAUCACCGAGCCGCCUAUUCCUCGCGGGUCAAAACACCCUCAAAAUGCAAAAUCAAUAAAGGCAGAUCUUUUUGAGGAUUCCGCCAGUGUGGUCGACAAGUCUCUCGACGCUGUCUACAUUUUCCACGGAAUCAUGUCUUCUGGCGCAGAGUCAAACUUCGAACUAGGAAUGCGAGUUAAUGUCGACGCCACCCGCCAUCUACUAGAUAGCCUUAGGAAGACUUGUCCCGGUGUCCGCGUUAUCUAUGCGUCGAGCCAAGCAGUUUAUGGCCUCCCACUCCCAACACCAGUAACCGAAGCCAUUCUACCAUUGCCAUCCACUUCUUAUGGGUGUCAGAAGAUCAUCUGCGAAAAUUUGAUCAACGACUACACCCGUCGGGGCUUUAUCAAUGGCUUCUCUUUACGCUUUCCUACCAUCUCUGUUCGCCCCGGAACGCCAACCGCGGCGGCGUCUUCUUUCAUUUCUGGCAUCAUCCGAGAGCCAUUAAAUGGAGAAGAGUGCAUCGUACCUAUCAAAGACCGCGCUUGGAGACAUUGGAUGUCUUCACCAAAGACCCUAAUAUAUAACCUUUGCGUCGUUCUCCAAUUACCACGUGGCUCACUCCCCCUUCACGGGAGGCAGGUGAACGUCCCUGGGUUCGCAGUUACGGUGCAGGAUAUGAUGGAUGCUUUGGCAGAGGUUGGUGGAAAGGAUAAGCUCCAGCUUCUGAGAGAGGAGGAUGAUGAGCUCGUGAAGCCAAUUUUAUACUCAUGGCCCGAUGAGUUUGAUAACACUCUGGGUCUCAAGUUGGGAAUGAAGCAGGAUAAGUCUUUCGUCCAGUCUGUGCUUGAUUACAAGGAGACUCUUGAGGAAUCAAAAAGGAGUGUAAAUGGAACUUCAUCACUGCCAUUGACGAAUGGGAGUAAAGUUAACGGUGUGAAUGGCGUGAAUGGUGUUGUACCAGUAGAUGGGCCCAAGGCUAUAAAAGUCUAG